Molecule: messenger RNA, 993 nt
Organism: Penicillium manginii
Lineage: Eukaryota; Fungi; Ascomycota; Eurotiomycetes; Eurotiales; Aspergillaceae
Exons: 2
Coding region: 1-993 (330 amino acids)
Source: RefSeq, a predicted model, not a curated record
AUGGUCAAUUUCAUCCAGCCAAAGGUCGACCCCUUGCCAACAGGCAUUGAUUUGACUGGUCAAACAAUAGUGGUAACAGGUGCCAGCUCAGGAAUGGGUCUUGAAGUGACCCGACAACUAGUUUUACUUCGCGCCUCGACUGUGAUUCUUGCUGUCCGCAAUGUCGCCAAAGGCGAGUCAUGUGCAACUAUGAUCCGUCAGGACCCCUUGAUCAAGGCGCAAAAUCCCGAGGCAGCUAUCAAGGUCAUGGAGCUGGACAUGGAGCUCUUCGUUAGCGUGCUGUCAUUCGCAAAAAGACUCCGGGAGGAAAUCCCCAUCGUCAACACUCUCAUCCUCAAUGCGGGAAUCGGCCUACUUGAGUUGAAACAUACCCCGAUCGGCCACGAUAAAACCACACAGGUCAAUUACCACUCCAAUGUUCUACUCAUUGCCGAGCUUCUACCGUAUCUCGAGGCAGGUGCAGAGAAGACGGGCACCCCUGCACGUAUUAGCUGGGUUGGCAGCCGUGCGCAUGAGACCACAAGUUUCGAAAAGAAUUACCCUCUCAAAUCUGGCGAGGGGGUGAUUGACCACAUGGAUAAAAAAGAGGCUUUUGUGCCAUUCAGGCGUUAUGGAGAUUCUAAGUUUCUCUGCGCCUUGUUCAUGUACAGUUUGGCACCGCGGUUGGAUUCUAAGAAGGUCAUCUUAAACAUGAUGUGCCCGGGCAUGGUUAAUACUAACAUGAGCGACGUUCUGCCGCUGUACUUAAGAUUGAUUGUCAAUGUCAUCAAGUCGAUCCGUGCCAGGUCCGUUGAGGUCGGUGGUUGGAUCAUAUUAAACGGUGCACUUGUCAUGGGUCCCGAGUCUCAUGGCAAGUUUUUGAUGGACAAGACUAUCGCCGACAAAGCGGCAUUUAUCGAUUCAAGAAAGGGCCAGAAUAUACAGAAGAACCUCUGGGAGGAGACAGUCGCCGAGAUGAGCCGGCUGACCACUCUUCCUGUCGAGUUCAGAUAG